Messenger RNA from Arabis nemorensis, 2571 nucleotides. The record is from the annotation of a GenBank genome assembly. Lineage: Eukaryota; Viridiplantae; Streptophyta; Magnoliopsida; Brassicales; Brassicaceae.
AUGGCGACGGAGAAAGCAUCGGAGGAUUCGAUGCUUUUACACGGUGAUCUCAAAUUGACGAUUAAACAAGCGAGAGGGUUACCUAACAUGGAUAUGUUCUCAGAGCAUCUCCGUCGUUGUUUCGCGCCUUGUAACUCUUGUAUCAAGCCUUCCGUUAACGAAGAUCCUCGAGACGGAGGCGGUGAUAAGAAGAUCCAUGGUCAUCGUAAGGUUAUCACCAGCGAUCCGUACGUCACCGUCGUCGUCCCUCAAGCGACUCUUGCUCGGACUCGAGUUUUGAAAAACGCACAGGAUCCUAAAUGGGGAGAGCAUUUCAACAUUUCCAUUGCGCAUCCUUGUUCUUAUCUCGAGUUUCAGGUAAAAGACGACGAUGUGUUCGGUGCUCAGAUAAUCGGAACCGCUAAGAUCCCUGUCAGUGAAAUCGCAUCAGGGAAGAGAAUCUCCGGUUGGUUUCCUGUACUCGGAGCAUCGGGAAAACAGCCGAAGAAAGAUACUGCAAUCGAAAUCGAUAUGACAUUUACUCCGUUCGAUCAGAUCCAGACGUAUCGGAAUGGAAUCGCCGGUCAUCCGGAGCGUAAAGGUGUUGAAGGGACUUAUUUCCCUUUGAGGAAAGGAAGUCAAGUGAGGCUUUACCAAGACGCUCAUGUAAUGGACGGAAUGUUGCCGGAGAUUGCGUUGGAUAACAAGAAGGUUUACCAGCACGGGAAGUGUUGGGAAGAUAUAUGUUAUGCAAUAUCUGAGGCUCACCAUAUGAUUUACAUUGUUGGUUGGUCUAUCUUUCACAAGGUGAAGCUGGUUAGGGAACCUACAAGGAAAUUACCAAGAGGUGGUGAUUUGACGCUUGGAGAAUUGCUCAAAUACAAAUCUGAAGAAGGUGUUCGAGUUUUGCUUCUUGUAUGGGACGAUAAGACUUCUCAUGAUAAGUUCGGGAUUAGCACGGCUGGAGUUAUGGGGACACAUGAUGAAGAGACUAGGAAGUUCUUCAAGCAUUCUUCUGUGAUAUGCGUAUUGUCACCUCGUUAUGCCAGCAGCAAGCUUGGAUUGUUCAAACAACAGGUUGUUGGCACUCUCUUCACGCACCAUCAAAAGUGUGUUCUUGUAGACACUCAGGCUGCUGGUAAUAAUCGCAAGGUCACAGCUUUUCUUGGAGGUAUCGAUCUUUGUGACGGCCGCUAUGACACACCUGAGCACCGGAUAUUACACGAUCUUGACACUGUAUUUAAGGAUGAUUUUCACAAUCCUACGUUUCCAGCUGGUACCAAGGCUCCAAGACAACCUUGGCACGAUUUGCACUGUAGGGUAGAUGGGCCUGCAGCAUAUGAUGUUCUGAUAAACUUUGAACAGAGGUGGAGAAAGGCAACACGAUGGAAAGAGUUUAGCUUACUUUUAAAGGGGAAAACUCACUGGCAAGAUGAUGCUUUGAUCCGGAUAGGACGCAUCUCAUGGAUUCUAAGCCCAGUGUUUGAUUUUUUGAAGGAUGGUACUACAAUUGUUCCAAAGGACGAUCCACUUGUUUAUGUUUCCAAAGAAGAUGAUCCUGAGAACUGGCAUGUUCAGGUAUUCCGUUCUAUCGACUCAGGAUCCGUGAAAGGAUUUCCAAAAUUUGAAGAUGAGGCUAAGGCCCAGCAUCUGGAAAGUGCCAAGCGUCUUGUAGUAGAUAAAAGUAUUCAGACUGCAUACAUCCAGGCAAUCAGAUCUGCUCAGCAUUUCAUAUAUAUCGAGAAUCAGUAUUUCCUGGGUUCUUCUUAUGCUUGGCCUUCUUAUAAAGAUGCAGGAGCUGACAAUCUUAUUCCAAUGGAGUUGGCACUAAAGAUUGUUAGUAAAAUUAGAGCUAAAAAAAGAUUUGCUGUAUAUGUCGUCAUACCAUUGUGGCCUGAAGGCGACCCAAAGUCUGGCCCUGUGCAAGAAAUUCUAUACUGGCAGAGCCAAACUAUGCAGACGAUGUAUGAGGUUAUAGCACGAGAACUGAAAUCGGUGCAGUCAGAUGCUCAUCCUCUUGAUUACCUUAACUUUUAUUGCCUUGGUAAACGAGAGCAACUUCCAGAUGAUACGCCAGCCACCAACGGCAAUGCGGUAUCGGAUUCCUAUAAAUUCCAGCGUUUCAUGAUUUACGUGCACGCAAAAGGGAUGAUAGUAGAUGAUGAGUAUGUACUCAUGGGAUCUGCUAAUAUCAACCAAAGAUCAAUGGCGGGAACGAAAGAUACCGAGAUAGCCAUGGGCGCAUAUCAACCCUAUCAUACAUGGGAUAACAAGGGCAAACAUCCACGUGGCCAGGUGUAUGGAUACAGAAUGUCACUAUGGGCAGAGCAUUUAGGCAAAACCAGAGAUGAAUUCAUGGAGCCAGGUGAUUUAGAAUGCGUGAAGAACGUAAACGAAAUCACGGAAGAAAACUGGAAAAGAUUCAUAGAUUCGGAAUUCGCAGAGCUACAAGGUCACUUGAUAAAGUAUCCUCUACAAGUAGACAGUGAAGGUAAAGUGAGCUCUCUUCCUGAUUACGACAGUUUCCCAGAUGUUGGUGGUAAGAUCAUUGGUGCUCAUUCCAUGGCUCUUCCUGAUACUUUAACCACGUAA